AGCCAGCAGCCAGCUUCGGGUGUAGCCUAUUCCCAUCCAACUACAGUUGCUAGCUACACUGUCCACCAGGCACCAGUCGCUGCGCACACUGUCACUGCAGCCUAUGCGCCAGCAGCAGCUACGGUUGCGGUAGCCAGGCCUGCCCCAGUAGCUGUUGCAGCUGCUGCAACAGCUGCUGCGUAUGGAGGCUAUCCUACGGCGCACACAGCUACAGAUUAUGGUUACACGCAGAGGCAACAAGAAGCACCCCCACCACCGCCUCCUGUCACUACGCAGAAUUAUCAGGAUUCCUACUCUUAUGUUCGAUCUACUGCCCCAGCUGUAGCUUAUGACAGCAAACAAUACUAUCAACAGCCCAGAGCGGCGUGGGUGCCGGCGGCUGCCCGGCCUCAGCCUUCAGUAGCUGAAUCAUACUACCAGACAGCUCCAAAAGCAGGAUACAGCCAAGGGGCAACUCAGUAUACCCAAGCCCAGCAGACACGACAAGUUACAGCAAUAAAACCUGCAACCCCAAGUCCAGCAACAACUACAUUUUCUAUAUAUCCAGUAUCAUCUACUGUGCAGCCAGUAGCAGCUGCAGCUACUGUUGUUCCAUCCUAUACUCAAAGUGCAACGUACAGUACAACAGCGGUUACUUACUCUGGUACCUCUUAUUCCGGCUAUGAAGCCGCAGUGUAUUCAGCUGCGUCGUCCUAUUACCAGCAGCAGCAGCAGCAACAGAAACAGGCAGCGGCAGGAGCCAGGGUGAGCCCCCCCGUCGCUGCUGCUGCUGCAACAGCUGCUUGGACAGGGACCACCUUUACUAAAAAGGCACCAUUCCAAAAUAAGCAACUGAAACCAAAACAACCUCCCAAACCACCCCAGAUCCACUACUGUGAUGUUUGUAAGAUCAGCUGUGCUGGACCACAGACUUACAAAGAACAUUUAGAAGGCCAGAAACACAAAAAGAAAGAAGCAGCAUUAAAAGCUUCACAGAAUACCAACAGCAGUAGCACUUCUGCUCGUGGAACUCAGAAUCAGUUGCGCUGUGAGCUUUGUGAUGUGUCUUGUACAGGGGCAGAUGCUUAUGCUGCCCAUAUCCGUGGAGCCAAGCAUCAGAAAGUAGUAAAGUUGCACACAAAACUUGGCAAACCCAUUCCUUCAACGGAACCAAAUGUGGUUACGCAAGCUACUUCCUCAACAUCCACAUCUGCUUCCAAACCAACUGCCUCUGCUUCAAAUAUAGCAGCUAGCAGCAGUACUGUGAACUCCUCUGUUGCAUCCUCUGCCGUGAAAAUUCUUACUCCCACAGCAAACACAACACUUAACACUGCGUCCAACAACAAAACAUCUUCAACUGCUGCUAAUAUACCUGUAAAGAAAAUAUCUACACCGAAAAUAAACUUUGUUGGUGGCAAUAAGCUUCAGACAACAGGAAGUAAAGUGGAAGAAAUGAAGUCAGCUGAAAGUGCUAAAACAACUCCUGCUGCUACAGUGCAAACACAGGAAGCAAAACCAGACACAGCAGCUGAACCAGUGACACCCACAACUCUUGCUGCCUUGCAAAGUGAUGUCCAGCCAGUGGGCCAUGACUAUGUGGAGGAGGUAUUGAUAUGAAAAUGUGUAUUAUUUUUUAACUGUAAUGAAAAUUUGUUCAGCAUGAAGCAAUCACAC
Messenger RNA from Apaloderma vittatum (bar-tailed trogon), 1653 nucleotides. Its product is annotated as zinc finger RNA-binding protein-like. The record is from RefSeq and is a predicted model, not a curated record. NCBI's taxonomy places the organism in Eukaryota, Metazoa, Chordata, Aves, Trogoniformes, Trogonidae. Gene Ontology annotation, molecular function: single-stranded RNA binding; double-stranded RNA binding; zinc ion binding. Gene Ontology annotation, cellular component: precatalytic spliceosome.